AUGGUUUGGAGCCGCGUGAGUGAGCUUUGGUGCUCACAGCAAGGAGCGACCACGUCGGUGCGACCCAGCCCCAGCGACCCAGCCACAGCGACCCAGCCACAGCGACCCAGCCACAGCGACCCAGCCCCAGCGACCCAGCCCCAGCGACCCAGCCCCAGCGACCCAGCCACAGCGACCCAGCCACAGCGACCCAGCCCCAGCGACCCAGCCCCAGCGACCCAGCCCCAGCGACCCAGCCACAGCGACCCAGCCACAGCGACCCAGCCCCAGCGACCCAGCCCCAGCGACCCAGCCACAGCGACCCAGCCACAGCGACCCAGCCACAGCGACCCAGCCCCAGCGACCCAGCCGACACAGAUCGUAGCCUCGAACGUGUGCUCUCAACCCAUCGCCUAG
Molecule: messenger RNA, 396 nt
Organism: Procambarus clarkii (red swamp crayfish)
Lineage: Eukaryota; Metazoa; Arthropoda; Malacostraca; Decapoda; Cambaridae
Source: RefSeq, a predicted model, not a curated record